Macrosteles quadrilineatus (aster leafhopper) is the source of this 7558-nucleotide messenger RNA. RefSeq names its product Golgi-specific brefeldin A-resistance guanine nucleotide exchange factor 1-like. The coding region runs from base 200 to 5929 and encodes 1909 amino acids. Gene Ontology annotation, biological process: regulation of ARF protein signal transduction. The record is from RefSeq and is a predicted model, not a curated record. Lineage: Eukaryota; Metazoa; Arthropoda; Insecta; Hemiptera; Cicadellidae. Gene Ontology annotation, molecular function: guanyl-nucleotide exchange factor activity. The transcript has 39 exons.
UAAUCUGUCAGUCAGUCACACUCACUUUCAUAAUCACAAAUAAAAUAAAAACUGAAUAAAAUCACAAAACCGCAUCUCUGUCAAUAUCAAUACUGGCUUUUGUUGUGUCUACUAACAUUCAACGUUUUACAGGAAAAGCCUUUUUAUUUAAAUUGCAAUGAGCUCAAACUGAUCCAGUGCUUUCCCGCUCCGACGCAAAAUGUCGUUCAUACCAGGGAAUGGCGUUUAUGUGGUCCAGGGAGAAAUGUCGAUCCUCUUGACAGCCAUGAGGAGAGGUGCUCGCUGGUCGUCCCACUCUCAUCUGGAUGAAGAAAAUGACAUCUUGAUUAAAGGUUUCUCAGCUCUUAAAGACGUCUUAAAUUCCGUCGGUGAUCUGAGAGCUAUAGAUCCACUUCAUUUUCUCGAACCAUUUUUAGAAGUGAUUAAGUCAGAAGAGACUACAGGACCGGUCACUAGCCUCGCACUCUCCUCUGUCAGCAAGUUUCUGUCGUAUGGCCUCAUUGACCCUGGAGGCAAGUCAGUGCCAGCAGCUGUAGAGAGGAUCGCAGACGCAGUCACUCACGCUAGGUUUGUGGGGACGGAUCAAGCCAGCGAUGGGGUUGUGCUCAUGAAAAUAUUACAGGUUCUACGCUCGCUGGUAUUGUCUCCUCUCGGAGUGAUGCUCACCAAUGACAGUGUUUGUGAGAUCAUGCUUAGCUGUUUGAGGAUCUGUUUUGAAGUUCGAUUAAGCGAGCUUCUGCGACGGUGUGCCGAGCACUACCUCAAAGACAUGGUGCAACUUUUGUUCACAAGACUGCCUUACUUCUCCGAGGACUUGAGGAAACCCAUCAAUAUGAAGAAGUUAAAAAUGAGAUCUGGAAGUAUUGACCAAUCAAGGGGAAAACGCAAAUUGAAAUCAUCAAUGAGAAAAACUAGUCGGCCACAAAUCAAGACUGAGGACAAGGAAAAACCAUCACACAUUCAAUUGUCAGCAGAUAAUUUUCCACAAGACAAAGUGAGCACAAGUCUUCCACUGGCUACAACCCCUGUAGAGUUUGAAGGAAGUAAAGAGGCGGAGGUGAAGCUUGAAAGUGAAACUCCCACUGUGCAGACGCCCAUUAGUGAUGAAAAUGCAAAUGAAACGGAAACAGUUAGUGGCGAGACUGAGAUAGUAGAGCAACCGCAAAACGAAGAAUCACAGAUCAAUGGAGAAUUACAAAGCAAAGUUGAGGUUGUCCCAGACAGUGAAGAUCCCCAAUGUAAAGAUGGAGGAGCUGCACUAGCAUUAACAGAACAGACAGAACUGCAUACAGAAGAGCAGCCCGAGGAUAUAUCUAGUGAAACACAUGUAGCACCAGAGGACAAGGUGGAUACUCUACAAAUCGAGACCCCCGUAGUAGAGCCCCCUGCAGUGGAGCCCCCAAAGUCCCCUGUAGAGUCAGCCCCACAAUCCCCGACCUCCCCGUCAUCUGAUACUCAUGAGUGGUACAACUCUCAAGGUGUCAGGUUCACCCCUCAAGAGGAAGGAGCAGGCCCACUGGUGCCAUAUGGUGUGCUGUGUGUAAGAGAGCUGUUCAGGUUCCUGGUGUCACUGUGUAACCCUCUCAACAAGGAGAACUCCGAGGUGAUCAUACACACGGGACUGACGUUGCUCACUGUGGCGCUCGAGGUCGGCGCAGACGCCAUCGGCAAGUACGCCACUCUGCUCACAAUAGUCAAGGACGAUCUGUGCCGCAACCUGUUCAUGUUGCUCAAUAGCGAAAGGUUGUCCAUCUUUGCAGCAAAUCUUCAAGUAUCAUUUUUACUCUUUGAAUCGCUCAGAACUCACUUAAAGUUUCAACUUGAGCUAUUCUUGUCACGGCUCUCAGAGAUAAUUGUCUCGGACAACUCCAAAAUAUCUUUUGAACAAAAGGAACUAGCAUUGGAAUGUGUGGUUCAGCUGUGGAGGAUCCCUGGUCUAGUGACAGAACUCUACCUCAACUACGACUGUGACCUCUACUGCCCCAACGUCUACGAGGACCUGACCAAGCUCUUGUCCAAGAACGCUUUCCCCGUGACAGGAGUAUACAGCACGCAUCUGUUGUCUCUAGACGCACUACUCACCAUCAUAGACACCAUAGAACACCAUUGCAACAGCAGAAUCCUCAACGAGAAACAAGUAGACUCCCGCAGAUCUCCAGUAUCUGACGGAACCAUCAACAUAGUGACUCCCUCGUGUGUGAUGGUCAGCAGACAGAAAGUUUCUCAGAACAUUCCUAGUCAUGAACAGCUGAUGGCGAUUAAGAGGAAGAAGAAGUUACUAGCGACGGGCACGGAACACUUUAACGUGAAGCCCAAGAAAGGGAUACAGUUCCUGCAGGAGCAUCACAUCCUGUCCGGAGGUCUAGAGCCACAUGAGGUGGUGCAGUUCCUCAAGGAGAACCCCCACCUGGACAAGAAGAUGAUCGGGGAAUACAUCAGUAGCCGCAACAACCUGGCUGUGCUCGACGCGUUUGUCAAGUCUUUUGAUUUUACAGACCUGAGAAUAGAUGAAGCUCUGAGGUUAUAUCUUGAAACUUUCCGUCUACCCGGAGAGUCCCCUUUAAUAUCCUUGCUGAUGGAACAUUUUGCAGAACACUGGCAUAAAUGUAAUGGAGAACCAUUUGCCAACGCUGACGCAGCCUUCACUCUAGCGUAUGCUGUGAUAAUGCUGAACGUGGACCAACACAACCACAACGUCAAGAGACAGAACAACCCGAUGACUGCGGACGAGUUCAAACGCAACCUGAAGAAAGUCAACGGAGGCCAAGACUUCGACCAGGAUCUGCUGGACGAUAUAUACAUAGCUAUCAAGAAUGAGGAGAUUGUGAUGCCAGCCGAGCAGACUGGUCUAGUCAGAGACAACUACUUGUGGAAGGUGUUGCUGAGGAGAGGGGAGGGUAAAGACGGAGUCUACAUCCACGCUCCCAAUGGUCUCCUCGAUCACGACCUCUUCAGUCUCAUCUGGGGACCCACAGUGGCAGCCCUCAGCUUCAUGUUUGACAAGAGCCACGACCCUGCCAUCUAUCAGAAGGCCAUAUCGGGAUUUAGGAAGUGCGCCAUGAUCUCUGCUCACUAUGGCAUGAGCAAUGAUUUUGACAAUCUCAUUGUGUCCCUCUGCAAAUUCACAAUGCUCAUCAACUCAAAUGAGUCGCCAGACAGUUUGACGAUAUCCUUUGGUGGCAACCCCAAGGCCCUGUUGGCAGCCAGCACUGUGUUCAACCUGGCUCACAGACACGGAGACAUAAUACGAGAAGGGUGGAAGAAUGUGCUGGACUGUAUACUACAGCUGUACAGGUGCAAACUGCUGCCGAAAAUACUCGUGGAGGCAGAAGAUUUUAUUGAGCUCAGUGGGAAAAUCUCACUUAUGCGUGAAGAAAUACAGCUUAGUCAAAAAGCUGAGACGGGCCUUCUAAGUUCAAUCUAUUCAUACAUUUCAUUAGGCUCAGAAAUGUCCAGUCACCGAGUCCCUUCUCCUGAAGAUCAGGAUCACAUCAGACAAGCCCAAGCCUGUAUCAGGGAUUGUCAUUUGGAACAGCUAAUCACAGAGUCCAAGUUUCUAAGAUCUGAUUCUCUCCAUGAACUCAUCAAGGCACUGAUACACGCAUCAUACGGCCCUGAAGGUCACGUUUCUCUUGGUACGUCAUACAAUGAAGACACUGCCGUGUUUUUCCUCGAGUUACUUCUGAAGGUUGUGAUACAAAACAGAGACAGAGUGAGCAGUAUAUGGCAGAGUGUGAGGGACCACAUAUACACACUGCUGAUGGGAGCAGCUGCUUGUGACCAUCACUUCCUGGUAGAGAGGUCGGUGGUAGGGCUGCUGCGACUUGCGAUACGACUCAUGCGGCGUGAGGAUAUGAGCCCAGUGGUACUUCAGUCUCUGAGGAUGUUACUGCUGCUGAAGGCCUCUACACUAGCCAGGGUCGCCAGACAGGUGUCGUAUGGACUGUACGAGCUGCUGAAGACGAGUGCUGCCAACAUACACUCGGCCACAGACUGGGCUAUCAUUUUCACUCUACUGGAGUGUGUUGGUGCUGGAGCCCCUCCUCCUCGGGUGGUUGGCAAACCUUCCCAUCAUGAGACAGGAGCCAAGUCAGACGGGGAGGUGGGACUCAACCCCAAGUUUGGUAUUGAGGAAGACAGCGGCUUGGGGAACGAGCGAGGCUGCACUUCUGACUCAGAGCUUAGUCUCAACCAGAAUAUCCCCUCUAGUCCUAACACCACCAGUCCAGAGCUGUCCCCCAACACUGGCGGAGGGUGGAUAAUGGUUGGCCGUGAAGGGGACAUCCAGCCUCUGAAUCGUCCGCUCUCCCAUAUGUUCAGCGGAGGGGGGGAGAGAGACCUUGCAUCCCAUGAUCCCUUCUCUCUGGUCAAGUGUUGUGAGAGUCUAGCGUUCCUGGUACGUGAUGUCGCGCACAUCACUCCGUACAACUUUGAGAACUGUGUACAUUGCAUCCGUACCUUCGUCGAGGCUAGCCUGGAGUCCAGCAGCAAAAGUCGGAAGACAAACAAGGAAGCAGGUGGGAAGCAAAGGAGGCGAGUGGCUGGUCGUAAGAAGGAGGAAACAAGAGCUCGCAGUCCUACAUCAGCCUACGACGCUGAUGAGAGUGACUCUGAGGAAGUGCCUAGUGGGUAUCACCAGGUGCCUAUUCAGUUGCUGGACCUGAUGCACACUCUACACACUCGUACAGCUCAGAUCUACAGGUGGUGGGCUGAGGAGAACGCAGAGACUGAGCUCACCUCACUGUGGGCGCAAGGCUGGUGUCCGCUUCUGCAGGGUAUUAGCAGACUUUGCUGCGACACCAGGAAACAGGUGCGUAUGAGUGCCAUUACCUAUCUGCAGAGAGCGUUGUUGGUCCACGACCUACAGACACUCAACGGGGAUGAGUGGGAGUCUUGUUUCAACAAAGUGUUGUUCCCUCUACUGUCCAAACUACUAGAGCCGAUGCCCAACAACGACCACUCGGGACUGGAGGAGACAAGAAUGAGAGCAGCCACACUGUUGUCUAAGGUGUUCCUACAUCACCUGACCCCUCUACAGUCCCUGCCUACCUUCACAGCGCUGUGGAUGAGGAUACUAGACUACAUGGACAAGUACAUGCAUGUGGACAAGAGUGAUCUGUUGUAUGAGGCUAUCCCAGAGUCGCUGAAGAACAUGUUGCUAGUGAUGGACUCCGCGGGAGUGUUCUCCACGGCAGACCAGAGUCACUCCCAGCUGUGGAGUCUCACGUGGGACAGGAUCAACUCCUUCCUGCCUAACCUGCACCAGGAACUGAUCAAGAGUCACCCUCCACCACCCUCACAGGACACGCAAGUUGGAGAACAAACCAAGCCAGUGUCUCCAGACCAGCUGUCUAAUCCACCAACUCCUUCUGUCACACAAACACCAGCAUCAGCAUCUAUACCUGUACCUGUACCAGCUCCAGCAACCCCAUCAGUCACUGUGCCUAGAACAGAGAGAGUGAUGGGCCCCCCGCCUGCAGCCCCAGUCUCCGCCAAUAGACAAAAUACCUCUACCACCAUCUUCCCCCACAUGGGACAGCUUGUCUCCACUCCUAUUGGUCCACCUAAUCCUCCACACUCCUCCACAUCCCCUGUUAUUCUACCUCCCUCCCCCCUGUACCCCAUCCCUCCCUUGCCCUGUGCAACCCCUGUACCCCCAGUACCCCCAGUACCCCCAGUACCACCAGUACCCCAGGCCAGAGCGGAGAUCACUGAUGAUCAAUCCUCCAGUCUGCCAGUGUAUGAUGGGUUUGCCACCAUUCCAUCUGAACCUGCUAUUCCACCUUCCGCUCAGUUCUUCUACCAAGAUGUGGUACAACCUCAAGGUACGACGCAAAGUUCCUCCCCUCCAUCUAGCUCUGGUGGAGGUCUACUUUUAGAAAACACAGUGAUAUCUUCUCUGCCCAUAAUAUCUCCUCCGGAUUCUUAAUUGUGAGCAACUCUGUAGGUUAAUGUUGUUAUUGGUUACUCUGUUAUUGUUGAUUGCAUUUGAAAUACGGUAAAAUAUGUCUAACAUUAUGUAAAGCACAAUCUUCUAGUCAAAUUCUCACCCCCACUCUGUGAAAUAUAUAGUGUUAUACAAAGUAAACCGCUUGAGUGAGCCACCAUUGGUAUCUUAGAAACUAUUAGAUUUAGCAAUAGCUUUAAAUUAGGAACUUUUCCUUCUUAAUGUUUGUAAAAAUAUGUGCGUAAAUGUGGCGGUCAACUUUUUCAAAAAUUUUUACCUAGGAAGUUAUACAAGUCUACCAUCAAAAUAUAUCAUUUCUCUCCCCUGGUUUCUUAUAGAGAAAAUAUUGAAUUUUCACAGCUUGUAUCUUUGAAAUUGAUAGAUUUGUAAUUUAAAUAAAGGACAGAUGAACAGCAUAUAAAGUCUGAAACCAUCUCAUUAAAUUGGAAUUUUUGUAAGAACUCCCUAGUAAAUCUCCAUAUUACAAAAUAUACAUGAGAAUAGGGUUAAGUUCACAACAAGUUUUUUUAUGAACCUAAUAAUUCCUAGAUACCUUUGGUGGAUACCAAAUAAGCUGUUUACGCUGUAUAUGAAAAGAAGAAUGUCAAUUACAAUAGUUAUCAAAAGACCAGUUUUGAAAUUCACAGUGUACCUGACUAAGCUUGAACUUGAAAUGUUGGUUUUCUAACAUUUCAUGUGAGGAAUGUUAUAGAAAAAUGUUAUUUUGAAAUUCAUGGCUUGCCAUUAAUAAUAAUGUAUAUUAUAUUGAAUAUUAUUGUACCUAAUCACAUUUAUGAAAAUACAUAUACUAGCGUCACUUAAUUGUACCUACCUAUAUUCUUUGAAUGGCAUUAGUGUUUUAAAUACGAGGUUGUUUUACUUGGUAUAAAACGGUUGUCUUUUAUAUUUUAUAUUGAAUUUUAUACGUUUUAGCGUGUAUAUUCGUCCUUUUUAAUAAAAAAAAAACCACUAUGAGUAUUAUGACUUACUUAAAUUACAAAGUCAAAAUUUUAAAAUUUUAUAUUUAAUUUAGAAUUUUUUAGCCAAGGAUGUUUAUAGCCCUACUUUUGUUCAAGUGUUUUCCUCAGUACUUCCCUACUAACACAAUACAUUCCAAUAAACUACUUAUGAAUCGGGGAGCGAGCUGGUCUAGUGGUUAGAGCACGGGACUUCGGUUCCAGAGGUCCCGGGUUCAAAUCCCGCCAAAUCACCAAUGGAUUUUAUCUAUGUGAUAAUGCCGCAACCCCUAGGUCUAGCCUGAAGUAAUGUGAAAAACAAUUCCGGGCUCGUGCCUAGCGUCCUAGGACAAAAAAAAAAAAAAAAAAAAAAAAACUACUUAUGAAUUGGCCAAAAGAUUAUUGUUACUGUGGUAUGUGUUUACUGUAGUUUUUGUUUUAUUUGUUGUUAAUGGUGGUACCAUUCCAUUUAAUGAAUGUAAAUAUUAAUGAUUUAGAUUGUUUGUCCCUAUAUACGGUAUAUUAUGUUCUUGUAUAACAAGAUAAACCAAAAUUUACUAUUCAAGAAUGUUGUACAUAAUGGUAUAGACUUCUUUAUAGCAGUUAUAGUAAACAUAAAGGAGUAUAUUUGUAAAGUAAACUCUAUAAACGAGCC